Nothobranchius furzeri (turquoise killifish) is the source of this 1019-nucleotide messenger RNA. Its product is annotated as casein kinase II subunit beta. Gene Ontology annotation, molecular function: protein kinase regulator activity. NCBI's taxonomy places the organism in Eukaryota, Metazoa, Chordata, Actinopteri, Cyprinodontiformes, Nothobranchiidae. Gene Ontology annotation, cellular component: cytoplasm; protein kinase CK2 complex. The record is from RefSeq and is a predicted model, not a curated record.
ACCUCCGGUGGGAACGUAAUUUCCGGCACAAUAACGGAAGCUUGUACAUUUCUCGUGAGGACAAACUAGCAAGCUUCGCGGACGUUAACUGGUUUGGUGCAACUGCUGUUCUACAGGAGGAUGAGCAGCUCAGAGGAGGUGUCAUGGAUCUCCUGGUUCUGUGGACUCAGAGGAAAUGAAUACUUCUGUGAGGUGGAUGAAGACUACAUACAGGACAAGUUUAACCUGACCGGUCUGAAUGAGCAGGUGCCUCACUAUCGCCAGGCUUUGGAUAUGAUCCUCGACCUGGAACCAGAUGAAGAGCUUGAAGAUAACCAGAACCAGAGCGAUUUGAUUGAGCAGGCUGCAGAGAUGCUUUACGGUCUUAUACACGCACGCUACAUCCUCACAAACAGAGGCAUUGCACAGAUGUUGGAAAAAUAUCAGCAGGGAGAUUUUGGUUAUUGCCCCAGAGUUUAUUGUGAAAAUCAGCCGAUGCUUCCUAUUGGCCUGUCAGACAUCCCUGGGGAAGCCAUGGUGAAGCUUUAUUGCCCUAAGUGUAUGGAUGUUUACACCCCCAAGUCCUCCAGACACCACCACACAGAUGGAGCCUACUUCGGCACGGGGUUCCCUCACAUGCUGUUCAUGGUUCACCCCGAGUAUCGGUCGAAGCGACCAGCCAACCAGUUUGUGCCAAGGCUCUAUGGUUUCAAAAUUCACCCGAUGGCUUACCAACUCCAGCUUCAGGCCGCAUCAACCUUCAAAAGCCCGGUCAAGACGAUUCGCUAAAACUCUACUUUGAGAAGACUGCACACUCAUGGACCUUGUUUACAGCAGCACACUAUAUAUCCCCAGUAAAUGUUUGUACAGCUGCCCAGACCCACCUGUGCUGAUACUUUUGGAACUAGAAUUCAGGUCCCAGUUGUCAAAGUUGCUCUUUCUUCUUGUGGAACUCCCAACUUUUCUUUCUGAGAAGAUGUCGGUGCAUUUUUUUUAUUUUAUUUUGAUGAAUGGUACAAAAAUAAAUUCUUCCAGCUGCA